This is a messenger RNA of Asterias rubens (European starfish), 2288 nucleotides long. RefSeq lists its product as uncharacterized. NCBI's taxonomy places the organism in Eukaryota, Metazoa, Echinodermata, Asteroidea, Forcipulatida, Asteriidae. The record is from RefSeq and is a predicted model, not a curated record. The transcript is spliced from 10 exons. Gene Ontology annotation, biological process: non-canonical Wnt signaling pathway; canonical Wnt signaling pathway. Bases 60 to 2084 code for a protein of 674 amino acids. Gene Ontology annotation, cellular component: plasma membrane. Gene Ontology annotation, molecular function: Wnt receptor activity; Wnt-protein binding.
ACUAGGUACAGCCAAGUACUACCUUUAAAUCUCAUUGAUGCAAAAGACUGUACUCGACGAUGGCGCGUAUUCUACUGUAUGUUCACGUUAUUGCUUUAGUCUGGCACCAAGGUACCUCGAGUCAACUCGACCUCCCGCAGCUGUGCAUCGAUGAAGAUAUUGAUAUUCCCACCUCGGACGCUCAGUAUGCUGAACAACUUCAGCUGAGUGAACUCGGCGAAACUAUCACGUACUUGCAAGGUCUGUUGGACUCGGGUUGUUCAGACAUCCUUGGACGUUUUCUCUGCCUCGCCCACUUACCAAGACCCAACGUCAUCAAGAACAAGCUCGCCCAAGAUGGUGCUCCACACCAAUAUCUCCUACCUUGCUCUGGGGUUUGCCGGGAUAUAUGGCGAAGCUGCCGCAGUACGGCCAGCCAACUUGGUCUCCGUCGGCCUGCCGUGUUUGACUGCAGUAAGCGCUACCUUCACGAGGAUAACAGUGAUUGCCUGACAGCUGACCAUCUCUACCCACCAGUAGACACACCUCUACUCAACAGCGUUACCCGCUUCAGAAACAACAGUGCUUCUUUAGAGUUCCAUCCACAGUCAACCUACCGUAUCUCAAAAUUUGGCGUCCUCAUUCGCUUCAACGACACCACGGGUCUAAAGUCCAACAUGUGCCGUUUACAAAAUUCCAAUCCCGACUACACUAUGAAUACAUGUAUUGAAGCUUUCGACCGUCCGGAUAGUUACAUAUUGGAGUUGUUUCUGGUGAAUGGCUUCGGUGAAGGACCGAAGAUGCGUUACGUGCUCAAGGCAGUUGAAGACGACGUCUCUGCUGAAGAUAGCACCUCGGUCAUGGGUACCUCGAUCUACAAGGCAUCAUACGGUUCAUAUUGGUCGUGUAGUGAUGUUGAUGUGAAGUUGUGCCCGAAUCACACCAGGGCGGCCCUGCCCAACCCUGUCUGGCCGAACCAUCCGUACACCCGGACAACGGAGCACGUGGAGAGCAUCCUGACAGCCUUCUCACAGCUUUUCGUCGAUGGUUGCCUCAACUGGUUCCUGUGUGCUUCUUACCUUCCGACCUGCACCGAGGAAGGAGUGAUUAUUCCCCCGUGCAGGGAAACUUGCUAUAGGGCUCACACGUGCCCUCCUAUUGCACAGUUCUUCCAGGGCGCUCUGCCCAUGCCGGACUGUCAGAACUUACCAUGGAGAAGUUCUGGGAAGUGCGUGAGCGAACCCGGUGUGUCUGCCGAACCAGAAGUCGUCACACCUGAGGGUCAAUGUGAAGACAUCGCCAUCCCAAUGUGCCGGUCCGACAUACCAUACACAAAGACAAGCAUGCCAAACUACCUGAACAUGACCACACAGUAUGAAGCCAGGCUACAUUUACAAAGUUUUUACUCACUAGUGAACACUGACUGCUCUCCAUAUCUUCGGACCUUCCUAUGUGCGGUCAGUGUACCACGGUGCUUUGAUGAUGGUUCCAGCCCAACCAAACGAGUCCCAUGCAGAGAGCUGUGUGAAGAAGCUAGGAGUGGAUGUAGGGGGCUCAUGACUGAGUUUGGUAUCAGUUGGCCUCAAAAUCUUGAAUGCGAGAAACUUCCAGGUCGAGAAACUGGAGCUUGCUAUAACGGAGCAGACGAUGAGAAAUCAGAAGAUGUUCCAACCCUGGCUCCCGCGGUGGCAGCACGUCGUUAUGAACUCAAGGAUCUAGGGUUGCCAUCACUAUUCCGAGGCUGGGUUGAUGUACAGGGACAAGGAGCGGCUAAUGACUACUGCAGGGUGGUGACCAUAACGAAUCGUCAAGGUGCGACGCCCUUCCUGUCAUGCGCACUGGCAGGCAUGCAGGGAGCCGGCGAGUACAACUACAACAGUACGGGGGCGUGGUUUGAUGCAGGCCACAUGGACACGUGGUACAUGAGAGAUGUCAAUCAAGAUGGGAGGGACGACUACUGCAGGUGUGUUGGUUGCGUACCCGAGACAUACACAUCAUGCCUCCUCGCGGAUGACGGUGGAUUCUUAGGAGCCGUGCUCGACUUCCAGCCUCCUCAAGGAGGUUGCCACUACAUCAGGGUCAAUCCAUUCUUUGGAACGCCCUAAAAACAUCUUAUCAAACAUGAAAACAUGUGUGUUUAAAGCUUGUGAUAAUUAAUGCAGUAAUGUUGCAUCCCGUUUAUGUAUGUAUUUACACAGCAACGAAUUAUGAGAGAGUUUUUAUGUGUAAACUCAUUGGAUCUUUUAAUGUUUUACUAUGUUUAUCCUUUUAAUUUUUAAGUAGUCCAUAGACGUUUAAAGGCACUGGAC